GAAGGUAACCGGAUUACAGAGGAGGAGGAAGAAGAGGAAGAAGAAGAAGAGGAGGAGGAGAGAUAGAAAGCUGAGGAUGCAGGUUUGCUCCACGACUCGCAGCAUCUCCACUAGGACGGCAGCACGAGCGGCGACACGUCAGUGAAACGCGGACAAACUUGCAGCUGACGACGAGGAGAUGCGCCCACAAAAGCUUUGAUUCGACCCCUUUCCCUCCCCUCUCCAUCUCCUCCACCACCUCCUCCCCACAUCUUCAGCAUCCCGCACACUGAAACCACUUCGACGCGCAGCAGGCAGCCCGACUGACAACAAGCCAGACACGAUGCGUGGAUCAUCCCCACAUGGGACAGCCGUGGGAUUUAUGUUGCUGCUGAACGCGCUGUUUGCCGUCACGCACGUUGCAGAAGGAGUCUUGACGGAGCACCUUCUGGUUCAGGUGCACGAAGGCGCACAGGACGAGGCGCACCAACUUGCAACACAACAUGGGUUCCAGAGUGCUCGAAAGCUUCCUUUUGGAGAGGGGCUCUUUCACUUCUAUCCUCAGGACACUUCAAAGAGGCGGAGUAAACGCAGCAUUCACAACAGACGACAGCUUCAAAAGGACCGCAGGGUGAAGAAUGUCUUUGAGCAAGAAGGUUUCCAUCGCCAGAAGCGAGGUUACAGAAACAUCAAUGAUAUUGAAGUCAACACGAGUGACCCUCUUUUCACCAAACAGUGGUAUCUGAUAAACACUGGCCAGGCAGAUGGGACCCCCGGCCUAGAUCUCAAUGUGGCUGAAGCUUGGGCACUGGGCUACACAGGCAAAGGAGUUACGAUUGCAAUUAUGGACGAUGGAAUCGAUUAUCUACAUCCAGACCUGGCAUCAAAUUACAAUGCCGAUGCCAGCUAUGACUUCAGCAGCAAUGACCCCUUCCCAUUUCCACGCUACACAGAUGACUGGUUUAACAGCCAUGGUACACGGUGUGCUGGAGAGGUCUCUGCAGCAGCCAACAACAACAUCUGCGGUGUGGGAGUCGCCUACAACUCCAAGGUGGCAGGUAUCAGGAUGUUGGACCAGCCCUUUAUGACUGACAUCAUUGAAGCAUCAUCUAUCAGCCAUAUGCCACAGAUUAUCGACAUCUACAGUGCCAGCUGGGGACCGACUGAUGAUGGAAAAACGGUGGAUGGACCACGAGAGCUCACACUCCAAGCAAUGGCUGAUGGCGUCAACAAGGGACGAGGAGGAAAAGGCAGCAUCUACGUGUGGGCGUCAGGAGAUGGCGGUAGCUAUGAUGACUGCAACUGUGACGGUUAUGCCUCAAGCAUGUGGACAAUCUCCAUCAACUCAGCCAUCAACGAUGGGCGCACUGCCCUGUACGAUGAGAGCUGCUCCUCCACGCUGGCGUCCACCUUCAGCAACGGACGCAAGAGGAACCCAGAGGCCGGCGUUGCCACCACAGACUUGUAUGGUAACUGUACGCUGCGUCAUUCAGGAACAUCAGCAGCAGCUCCAGAGGCAGCCGGUGUCUUUGCUCUCGCUCUCGAGGCUAACCCGAACCUAACAUGGAGAGACAUGCAACACCUGACAGUCCUGACCUCCAAGAGGAACCAGCUGCACGAUGAGGUCCACCAGUGGAGGAGGAACGGUGUAGGCCUCGAGUUCAACCACCUGUUUGGCUACGGUGUGCUGGAUGCUGGGGGCAUGGUGAAAAUGGCCAAGGAGUGGAAGACUGUUCCAGAGCGUUUUCACUGUGUUGCCGGAUCGAUCCAGGAGACCCGUAAGAUCCAGUCUGGCAACAAGCUGGUGCUGGCCAUCACCACUGAAGCCUGCCAGGGGAAGGACAGCUUUGUCCGCUAUCUCGAACAUGUUCAGGCAGUGGUCACAGUCAAUGCCAGCCGACGUGGCAACCUCAUCAUUAACAUGACCUCGCCCAUGGGCACCAAGUCCAUUCUGCUGAGUCGGAGACCCCGCGAUGAUGACUCCAAGGUGGGCUUUGACAAGUGGCCCUUCAUGACCACCCACACCUGGGGUGAAGAUCCCCGGGGGACCUGGGUCCUGGAGGUGGGCUUUCAGGGCGAGGAGCCACAGCGCGGAGUCCUGAAGGAGUGGACCCUCAUGCUGCACGGAACACAAAGUGCCCCUUAUAUAGACCAAGUAGUGCGUGAUUACCAGUCCAAACUUGCCAUGUCCAAAAAAGAGGAGCUGGAGGAGGAGCUGGAUGAAGCUGUAGAAAGAAGUCUGAAAAGCCUGCUGAGUAAAACCAACUAGAAAUGGAUCUGCAUGUUGCCAGAUAUUUUAGUUCUGUCGCUACAAUCUUGCUGUAUCCCACUUUGCUUCUUUUGUUCUCCUCUGUGUGUAUACUCCCACUUUUGUUGACUUCCUUCUCUUUUCUCUGCUUUUUUGUUUGUUUGCCCCACCCCCAGCCUCACCUCACCGCCACUUUUGAUGAAUGUUUUUUUUAUCCUCAUUGUACAUAAUCCAAAUAUAAUCCACUAUCUUAUACUUUUGCUUUAACUGCCCCACACCUCUCUUCUGCCAACUGUUGUACAGUUUGUGACUAUAAAUGAUUUUCAGUGUCAUUCUACUUUAAAGAUUAAUAUCUUGCAAACAUAGCCGUGACACUUCUUUCAGUUUCUAUUUUUGUGACAUGCAGCGUUUAUAUAAACAAGAAAAGGAAUGUGUGAUUCAUUUUGCAGCCUGUAGCUCUCAGUUCAUAUUUCAUAAUCUUUGAUGUAUACUAUAAUAAUAAAUAUAUUUAGCUGUUUAUUAAAGCACUUGAGUGAUUUGAA
This is a messenger RNA of Thalassophryne amazonica, 2769 nucleotides long. It is a transcript of the gene pcsk2, whose product is annotated as proprotein convertase subtilisin/kexin type 2. NCBI's taxonomy places the organism in Eukaryota, Metazoa, Chordata, Actinopteri, Batrachoidiformes, Batrachoididae. The transcript has 12 exons. Gene Ontology annotation, molecular function: serine-type endopeptidase activity. Gene Ontology annotation, biological process: protein processing. The record is from RefSeq and is a predicted model, not a curated record. Gene Ontology annotation, cellular component: Golgi membrane; trans-Golgi network. Bases 323 to 2248 code for a protein of 641 amino acids.